AUGAAUGAUGUUCAAAACUCGGAGCCAGACGCCGAAGAGGCAGACCCGGAGGCAGAUGAGGUAGAUUUUUUUGACCAACAUGUUGAUAACCUUCUUGCUGCACAGGAUGCUCAGAAGCGCAAGGGACGCAAGACCACAGAAUUUUGGGAUGUUAAAACAAUUGAAUCCGAUGGCACAAUCAAACAGGUCAAACUGAGUGUGAAGGAAGCUAUGAAGCCACCUAACGGAAGAAAGGUCGUACUCAGGUUUAACAAUGCACUGCAACCAGUUGGGGAUGAAGCAGGUCUACUGAGCGGCGUUAUGGGGCUGCUAGGACCUGAUUACACCAAAUUUUCAAUCUGCGAGAGGGACUGGAGAAAGGUUCGCACCAGGGACAAAGUCUAUAAUGAAAUAGUAAAGGAAAUGUUCCAUUUUGAAGAAGAUAGCAGAGGAAUUAUAAAAGGUAUAAUAUCCAAGAUGCUAGGAAGGGCUUGGAAGGAAACGAGGAACAGAUUAUACCAUCGCUACUAUGACGUAGAACUUUCACUUGCAGCAAAUAUUAAAAACCGCCCAGAUGGAAUUACUGCAGACCAUUGGAAAAGAUUUCUCGAUUAUCGCAACAGCAAAGAGACACAGGAUAAGUGUAUUCAAAAUGCCGAGAAUCGAUCAAAGCAGCUUUACACCCACACCAGUGGAUCGAAAAGUUUGGCAAGGCUCGGAGAAGAAGAGUCGGAACGACAAGGGAGGAUAGUUAGUAGAGGAGAGUUGUAUCUCUUAACGCACAAAAAAACCAAUGGCUCCUAUAUCCAUGAUGCAGCUCACGCUAUUGGAGAAAGAAUUGAGGCUAUUGAGCAAGGCGAUGAAUCUUCUAGACUGUUAUCCCAGAAUGAUUCGCUUGCUCAAGCUCUCGGAAGAGAACGCCCGGGUAGGGUGCGUGGAAUGGGGUUGGGACCGACUUCUAGUCAAGUCUUCGGUAUGAAUUCCAAUCAGCAGAGCAAUGGUUUUGAAAGGGAAGAGACCCAAAGGGUGCUGCUUGAACUGCAAGCAGAGUUGGCAGCAGAGAAAUUGAAAAGGAAGGCAGUGGAGGAUGAAGUAGCAGCCGAGAAGACCAAAAGACAGGCAGUGGAGGAUGAAGUAGCAGCUGGAAAGGUCAGGAUGCAGGCAAUGGAGAGUGCUUUGAUAUGUCUACUUCAAGGGCAAGGUAGGAAGCUGCCAUCAGACGUCGCAACAUGGAUGAGUGCGUUGGGGGGACAGAAUAGAAAGUAG
Molecule: messenger RNA, 1245 nt
Organism: Arachis stenosperma
Lineage: Eukaryota; Viridiplantae; Streptophyta; Magnoliopsida; Fabales; Fabaceae
Exons: 6
Coding region: 1-1245 (414 amino acids)
Source: RefSeq, a predicted model, not a curated record